AUGUACAGGAUACGUACCGGCAAUCUAGUGCAAAGGUUGAAUCUGGCAAGAAAUUAUACUCAAAAAAGUACGAAACAAACUAGAAGGACCGGACUGAAAAUUCUCUUGUACUUUUCGAUACCGUACACCGGCUAUGCAUUAUAUGUAUUCGGCAGCACAAACUAUGAAAUUACGAGAAGAGAGCGGCAGCUUGCCGACAAAGAUGAUCUAGAAUUCAAGAGCACUCUUGUGAAAUACUCUCCGUUCCAGGUUUUGGGACGGUUCGAAAACCCUUUCAAUGAAUACAGAAUUCAAACUGUAUUUGAGUUCUUUUUCAAUCGAGUCGUUGAAGUGUUCCAAAGAAAUAGAGGUGGUCUACCGAGAUCGAAAGAGCAAAUGGACGAGUUGAUGCCUAUUCAUAAACCGACAUGGGUAACCAAGGGAGUUUUGGAUAACUCUCAUAAUGAAAUUGAAGUCGAGAUUAAACCAUUUUCUUCAGACGAAAAAGAAGUGAACACCGAACCUGUCAAACGGUUAUAUUGCACAUGGCUAGGUCAAUCAUGCAGCGUGAUUAUAUUGGAUAAAUUGAAGAUACUUACGGAUCCAAUGUUUUCGAAACAUUUAAUACAUCCCACCUUUGGCCCACAACGAAUCACUGAUAUGCCAGCGAAAAUCGAAGAUGUACCGACGCCAGACUUGAUUUUGGUUUCUCACAACCAUCCAGAUCAUUUAGACGAAAAAAGUCUUAAAUUUUGGGGUGAUGAUCAUCCACAGAAACCAAUGUGGAUUGUUCCAAAAGGAUUAGCUUCUUAUAUGAUAAUGAACAAUGUUUCCAAUUUCACGGAGUUGUCAUGGUGGGAAACUUGCCAUGUGAAGAUAAAAGGUGCGCAAGAAGAUACCAUUUACCAAAUAUCCUCCACGCCGGCAAUGCAUUGGUCAGGAAGAUCUGUGUUAGAUGCGAAUAGGUCAUUAUGGUGUUCGUUCAUAGUACAUAAGGGUAACAAACCGGUGUUAUUCCAUGCGGGAGACACUGGUUUUGUGCAUGAUUUAUACAAAAGAAUCGUUAAAAAAUAUGGGAGCGGCGUACGGCUAGCUUUGCUCCCCUGUGGUCAAUAUUGCCCCGAAUGGCAUCAAAGGCCUCGACAUAUAAACCCAGCAGAAGUCAUCAAGAUCAUGAAUGAUUUGGAUGCGCAAACUGCUCUUGGUAUCCACUGGGGAACAUUUCUUCUGAGUGGGGAGUACUUUAGAGAACCUAAAGAGAAACUAGAGUUCUUAUCUGAGUUUAACGAAUUAAAAGAUAGAUGCUUUUGUCCCGAGUUGGGUGAGACUUUAGAUUUCUCAAAUAAUGUAGAAUAA
Messenger RNA from Kluyveromyces lactis, 1335 nucleotides. RefSeq names its product N-acetylphosphatidylethanolamine-hydrolyzing phospholipase D (gene FMP30). The transcript has a single exon. Gene Ontology annotation, biological process: N-acylethanolamine metabolic process; N-acylphosphatidylethanolamine metabolic process. Gene Ontology annotation, cellular component: cytoplasm; membrane-bounded organelle. NCBI's taxonomy places the organism in Eukaryota, Fungi, Ascomycota, Saccharomycetes, Saccharomycetales, Saccharomycetaceae. Gene Ontology annotation, molecular function: N-acylphosphatidylethanolamine-specific phospholipase D activity; zinc ion binding. The record is from RefSeq and is a predicted model, not a curated record. Bases 1 to 1335 code for a protein of 444 amino acids.